CCGUACAACACUGUGUUAGCAGAACACACGGCGCGGGCCAGUCAUCGCCAUGUUGGAUCAGGCAUAGAGUGUAGCAAGUGUGUGUCUGAUCUGAUGUUGGACUGCUGACCCAAUUUCACUGCUCUCAGCCUGUCACGGUAUGUGUAGUGUACAACGUUUGUUUGUUGCUUUGCAUCCUGGUGUAAAAAAGAAGACGUUAUUAUAAUUAUGUUGUGAGAGUAUGGCAUUCUUUAUGUUGACAUUAUUAUUUGACUAAACCGCUGUUUUGUGCCCAUUUUUUAGUCCCUCUUUUGGCUUUCCUCUGUGGCUACUAAACUCCAAAUUGGAUAGGCCUAGGCCCUACCCACAUAUUUAUUCCCUGUCAACAUUGACAGUUUGCUGGGGUUGUCACUGUUACCUCAACGGAGUCGACGUUGUUGCCUCGUGACUUGCAUCUGAAGAAAAGCAGAUGAGUAUUAGGCUACCUACUACUGCAGGUAUUAAAAUGACAGACGACAUCAUAAUCUUUGUUUUCCUGAAUGUUUUUUGAACUCACUCUUGAGUAAGAUAUUUUUUUUUACAUCAUUGACUUCGCAGCCCAAUAAAAACAGAACGAUACUUUUGUUUUGGUAUCUGUUGAUGAUUUAUUCAAAGAGUGCCUUUAGUUGGGUUGGUGUUUUAUGAUUAAUUUACUAGUGAGCCCAUUUGGUUUUAAGAUGUACUGUGUAGCAGUUGCUACACUAUUAUGUGGUUUGUAUAGUUGACUUUUUUGGGGUAUGAGAGGGCGAGAUGACAGUGUUCGUUAUGGUUUUGUAGUUGGUUGGCAGAGAGAGAGAGAGAGAGAGAGAGAAAGAGGAAGAAAUCACGUCGAGUAGUUGCGAUUAUUAAGAACACUAUGAAAUGCUAGGGAUUUUAAACAGGUCCGGGUAUGUUGAGAAAAUACCCGGUGGGCGGUUGGCCAAAGUGUUACCACCCAAAAUAGUGAACUCCUCAUUUUCUAUAAUAUAUGCCAACCUUUAAACAAUAGGCCUACAGAAGUCCUAAACCAUACCCCUGGCUCUUUAUUGAUUAAUAUAUAUAUAUAUAACAGUCGCCCCCCCCCCCGACUCAAAAAAAUAAAAAUAAAUUAAAUUAAACCAUUUACUUGAGUCAAGCGUCACGCUUGACGCACGAUGCGUGACUGCCUUUAAAAAAACAACAAAACAACUCAGUACUAUUGAUAUAAAGCAUGUGGAGUUGGGGGGAAGGUGGUUUGAAGAGCAAGCAGGGCACACCAGAAGCAAAAUAUAUUUAAGUGUCUAUUAAAAUCUUUAAGCGCCACUUCCCCUCUUCAUUUCAAAAUAUACCCCCCCCCCCUUUCCAAACGAUAAAAAUGCAAAGAUACCUUUUUGUGGGGGGGGGGUCGUUCCCCCCCCUCCGACACCCCCUUUUUCACCCACNUGACUUAGAGACAGUGGCGUAGCGAGGGUGUUUGGCGCCCGGGGACAAGAUCCAUUUUAGCGCCCCUUUUUCUUUUUUUCAACUCUCAAACCCAUUAUUUUCAUCAAUAAAAUAAUAUCAAAGCACAUUUUGGCGCCCCUAACUAGCUGGCGCCCGGGGACAUCUGCCCCCCUGCCCUCACCACGCUACGCCUCUGCUUAGAGCUAAUGGAGGGCUCAUCAUCGGGUUAAUUUUAUUUAUGUAAGCGCUUCGAGGUAAUCCUACAUUAUAGUAUUGCAUCCCUCUUGAUGAACCUGUAUCCGCCUAUAGAGUACAUUAUAACAACAUGAAAAAAAGAGAGAUCCAUGUAAAAGUGUACCCAGUGGCGUAGCUAAGGUUAGUGUCGCCUGGGGCGGGCCUACAUUUUUUCCACCCCCUUCAAUCACCCCCUUUCUACGCCACUGAGUGUAUCCAAUCGCCCUGCACCGCCUGUAGGCUACUCAUUUGCUACUGACAAACAAGAGAUGACGCUGUCCUGGAUGACUGGCGUCAUGAGUUUUGUCAAUCAUUUUUUUUAUAUUAGUUAAUGUUUCUUUUUAAUUUGUAAAAAUAAACAUGUCAGGCUGUUGGAAGCAGUUCUGGAAGGAAUGAAUGCUAAUGUUUAAGAUAAGUUGACUAAUUUUUAAGAUAAGUUGACUAAUUUGUAAGAUAAGUUGACUAAUUUUUGAGAUAAGUGGACUAUUCAGCUGGUUUAUGAAACGUGUGUGUGUGUGUUUUCUUCACUAACUUUAACAGUAAUCUCCAAUGCUAUUUAAUUUUAACGUAUCUCACUGACAUGAUUUUUAUUAUAUUUUUACAUUAACUUACAUUGGGUUAAAAUUUCAAAGCAACUGUAAUUUCACAGCCCGGAGCUCCGAACUUAAAUCCCAUUUCUAUAACCGAAUUCAAAUUGUUAAACAGAGCAAUUUUAGGGGUACGACUGAAUUUUUGUUAAACAGUAGUUUCCCCAUGGAAAAUUCCAAAAUAAAUUUCUUAUUGUUUCUAAACACGUUCCAGUAAGUUGGAUACGACCAAUUAAAACAGAUCCAGUGGUAUACUUAUUUUAAAAAAAAAUUAGUACACUUUCAAGCUGAAUAAUCUCUUUUAAUUCAAUUUAUCGUCGUCCAAUCCAUGUUUCAUAACUCCAAACGAUGAUUUCGACCAAUGAUAUGAGAGCGGAACCAAUUUACUCUCACUGCUCUGCACGAAAAUAACGUUCGAUUCCCAAGUUUUCGAGCCUUUACGUAUUAAGGGCUGCGAAACACAUACAAAAAAUUAUUAUACAAUUAUUUUUUAUCCCUAUGGUAGAAAGACUCAUAGCUAUUGUUAAUAUCCGAACUUAGUUGUUGUAAGAUACCAUAUUUAAUGUAGCCAAGCGAAAAGUAAAUUUGUAAAGACUGUCGAUUACAAGCUUGUAAUAACGCAAAGGUCGUGCGUUUUGAACGAUUAAGUGCAUAUGCAAAUUUGAGGCGUCUGUCAAUAUGCGGCCUGGGCAGACCUAAGUCUCCAACAACUGUCAUAUGAGGAGUAUAUUGCUAGAAUUUAGUGACAGUAAUCUUUUCAUGGCCAUAAUAAUUUUCCACUAAUGGGCUGUUAGGAGAUUGUGGACAAUUAGAAUUAAUACAUCUCUUAAAUGUAAAUUCCAGGGAGAUAAUAUUAUUUUAUGCCGGCGUGAAAAGUCUCUCUCUCCCCGAACACACACGGUGCGGCUUGUAUGUUACCCAGUGGCGUACCCAGACUAAAUGCGGCGGCGAACUCCAAAUAAUUACCAAAUUCCCCCCCCCCCCCACUCCUACACAUCUAUUAUCUAAAAUUUAUAAUAAAUAUAUAAGAAAAGUGCCGUCCGAAACGGUCAUCCCUCUAGGUAUUCCAGUAGUGANAUAUAUAUAUAUAUAUAUAUAUAUAUAUAUAUAUAUAUAUAUAUAUAUAUAUAUAUAUAUAUAUAUAUAUAUAUAUAUAUAUAUAUAGCUUCCCAGGUUUCAAUUGUAUAAAAGGAUAUUUAUCCUACAGUUUAAAAGUUUAUUUGACAUCACUAGUAAGAUGGGUGGCGGUGGGGAGGGAAGUAUGCAGAGCAUUCAUGGAUGUAUUACGUCCCGCCUUCAUGGAUGUAUUACUUCCUGCCUUUAUAUUUUCUCCCACCACCGUCCCUUCCAUUCCCAAUACUUUCUCCCAUUGCCUAUACUUCUUACUACAGUCUUAUUUUUGCCACGCUCUGCGUAAACCCGGUUCUUGUAAAUGAAAGUUUGCUCAUACCCUCGUGGUGAAGUUGACGACAUCUGGAGUCUGGUGUGUAUCGGGUGCCUCUCUGGUUGGCAUGUAAGCAGUAAUAACAAUCGGUUUAAAGAGGCUAGGUUGUUACGCUGCUGCAGCGGCUUAAUGUUGAGGGGAAACACUUGUGUGUGCAACAUAAGGCAUUGUGUGCCGAACAUUAAGACUUAUGUGGUGAAAGUAAAAUAUGUGUGUUGACGUAAAUACGUGUGCGUUCUUUCAGAUGCCAAAGGGCAACAGAGAAGUUUACAGCCUGCUGAUCCAAGAAGUCCAAAGCCGCGAAUGUCUCUACGUCCCCAGCCACCCACACUAUCACGACAGACAUCGACUGGACGCCGAGUGGGCUGAGAUUGGUCAAAUCCUUGGUGUCUCAGGUAAACUGCACGCCAUCUGUUAAAUAAACCCACCCUUGUCGUGCUAUUGCUUCUUAUUUAGAUUGUAAGUUGAGGACUUUUUAAGCUGCAUUUUGAGCAGCUUGACAUUUAAAAAAAAAAAAUUGUAAUGCUUUUUCUUUGAACUUGAUCGUAAAAUCUUUGUAUCUCGUCUUCAAAUGACCGAACAUGUCGAUCAAAUCUUAAUGGUUUCUAUCAUUCGGCCAGGUCCCAGCGCGAAGAAAACGUGGCAGAACCUUCGCAGCUCCUACAGCAGAUGCCUCGCCUCCGUGAAGACCAACAGCUCUGGGGUCAUCCAGAAAUCGACGUGGUACCUCAAGGAGCAGAUGGACUUCCUUCGGGAGUACAUGACGUACGCCCCGGCCUACGAGCCCGCCGAUGACUUCAGCUCAUCGGGUUCACACAUACAUUUCGGCCCGGACGACCUGAUCCAGUCGUCCGACGAGCUGGUGGACAGUUACAUCAAGAAGGAGGAAAGGGAGCACGAGGAUUCGACCAACGGCUCGGCGGCGUCCUCCUCGUUUCUCUCCGCCAUCAAUCAGAUCAUCCCGGUCCCGAAAAAACCGAAAAUUUCAUCUUCCACGUCCGUCCCGGUCACCGACGCCAUCUUGAAGUUUAUCGCGUCAGACGUGGACGACGACUUGCAGUUUUUCAAAGGGAUUUUGCCGACCGUGAAACAACUGAACUCGACGAACAACAGAAGAUUUAAACACGCCAUUUCAAACUAUUUGUUCCAGAUGUUGGAGGCUCAAGAAAACCCGGAAGAGCCGGCGCCGAAAGUGUUGCAAAUAGCUUCAGGCUGAUAUUUUCUAGACUUAAAAAAAAUAUUAUGUUUAUGUUUUAUUUAUUUUGUUUGUAAAAAAAACACAAAAACCCCCAUUAUUUUAAACAAUUUGUAGCGUAAUAUUUAAUCGAGCAAUUCAAUUUUAUUCAAAUUUAAAAUCGAGUGCAAAUUUAAUCACUCUUUGCCUGGUGGUAUCUAGAGAGAGAAGAGACUAUUUUGG
Lymnaea stagnalis (great pond snail) is the source of this 5101-nucleotide messenger RNA. The record is from the annotation of a GenBank genome assembly. Lineage: Eukaryota; Metazoa; Mollusca; Gastropoda; Lymnaeidae.